Artibeus jamaicensis (Jamaican fruit-eating bat) is the source of this 946-nucleotide messenger RNA. Its product is annotated as olfactory receptor 502-like. Gene Ontology annotation, molecular function: olfactory receptor activity; odorant binding; G protein-coupled receptor activity. The record is from RefSeq and is a predicted model, not a curated record. The transcript has a single exon. Lineage: Eukaryota; Metazoa; Chordata; Mammalia; Chiroptera; Phyllostomidae. The coding region runs from base 2 to 946 and encodes 314 amino acids. Gene Ontology annotation, biological process: G protein-coupled receptor signaling pathway; sensory perception of smell. Gene Ontology annotation, cellular component: membrane.
CAUGGAUUCCCUGAGGUCUGGGAACCACACUGGACUGACAGACUUCAUCUUAUUGGGCUUAACUGAUGACCCAGUCCUUCAAGUCAUCCUCUUUGUGAUCAUCCUGUGUAUCUACCUGGUGACCAUAUCUGGCAAUCUCAGCACAAUCCUUCUUAUCAGAAUCUCUUCUCAGCUCCAUCAUCCUAUGUAUUUUUUUCUGAGCCACCUGGCUUUUGCUGACAUGUGCUUUUCAACUUCUGUCACACCCAAUAUGCUUGAAAACUUCCUGCUGCAGAGAAAUCCAAUCUCCUAUCAUGGAUGUGGCAUGCAGCUUGGUUCAACUGCUGUCUUUGGGACAGUUGAGUGCUUCCUUCUGGCUACAAUGGCAUAUGAUCGCUUUGUGGCAAUCUGUAAUCCACUGCUUUAUUCAACCAAAAUGUCCACACAAGUCUGUGUUCAGUUCCUCAUAGUGGCUUACGUGGGUGGUUUUCUCAAUGCUUCCUCCUUUAUUAUCUGCUUCUAUUUUUUAUUCUUCUGUGGUCCAAAUCAAAUCAAUCAUUUUUUCUGUGAUUUUGCUCCUCUAGUGGAAGUCUCCUGUUCUGAGAUCAGUAUUCUUGUAGUUGUCCCCUCAUUUACAUCUGGCUCCAUCAUUGUGGUCACAGUGUUUGCCAUAUUUGUAUCCUACAUCUACAUCCUCAUCACCAUCCUGAAGAUGAAUUCCAACGAGGGGCGCCAGAAGGCCUUCUCCACCUGCUCAUCCCACCUCACAGUGGUCACCCUGUUCUAUGGAACCAUCACAUUCAUAUAUGUGAUGCCCAAGUCCACCUUCUCGACUGACCAGAACAAAGUGGUGUCUGUGUUCUACACAGUGGUGAUUCCCAUGCUGAACCCCAUCAUUUAUAGCCUCCAGAACAAUGAAAUCAAGAGGGCUCUGAAAAGAGUACUUCGCAAAAAAACAUUUUCUUAG